Messenger RNA from Parnassius mnemosyne (clouded apollo), 1917 nucleotides. Lineage: Eukaryota; Metazoa; Arthropoda; Insecta; Lepidoptera; Papilionidae. The record is from the annotation of a GenBank genome assembly.
AUGUCGUCUAAGUCGGGCAAGACGUGUACUGAAGUGGCAAAAUCCAAGUCCUCUAGAUCUGGUAGAGGCAUAAGCCCGGUAUCUGCACCAACUUUGCGGAAAAAAGUGCUUUUACAGAAUGCAGCCUCUUCGAAAAAACCCACUGAGGAUAUGGAGGACUAUCAGAGGGCUAUGUUGGGAGAACCUGGAUGUAGUAAUCAACCAGACUCGCAUACUAUAGCUAUUACAAAGGAACCAAUAGAGCAAGAGAACGCAUCCUCAAAUGAUCCACAGGAACACGACAGUGUCUCGGAACAAAAUAGCUCUGUUGCAAGAGACAUGGAGGCAGAAUUGGAAUUGCUAGGAAUUUGCAAGCGUGUACAACGCACUGACGAUGAAUGGUCAGAUGUUGACAGCAUCAUCAGUGAAAACAAAAUUCAAUCCUCCUGUAUGCAAAAGCUCAAAGACAUCCAAGAACUUUUAAAAGACACGCAAAAAUCUGCAGAAGCUAUAAGGAGAUGGCUCAAUUAUGAGAUGGAUGAUCCUAUUAAGACAAUUUAUCAGAUACGGCAGGAAAUAAACGAAAAUUUUAUCAGAGCGGUAAAAGACUCUUCUAACUGUCCCUCUGGUGACCGGCAAAUAUUUCCUGUAGAAGAGGUUACGAUGAUAGUGAACCAGAACAGGGAUACGAUCGAGUACAUAAAAUCCUUAUGUCUCGAAGUUCAACACCUUAAAAACAGUUUGGAAAACCAGAAAACAGAUGUGAAAUGUAUCACUCAGGCCAUUGAGUCACUUAAAAACCCUCGAUUAGACUCCAUUGUUAGUGAUACAUGUGACAUGAAAAAUAUUGUGCAGGAAUUACAAGCACAAAUUCAGAACACAUCCCGACAGGAGAUAUCCACAGACAAAUUCACAGUCGCCAUAGAGCCUAUCUCGCAAAAGAUAGGAAUAUUAACGGAUGAAAUAAAAGAACUCAAGGAACAUGGAGCAAGUCAGUGGGCAUUUCAAAAUAACUCUGGCCUAGGUACCGAGCUAGCAGUAGCAGAGAUUAGAGAAAAACUUGACAACUUACAAGUAUGCAACUGCAGUCCACUUAAGGAGGACAACGACCACAAUAAAUAUAAUCAUGCGACCAAAGAACAGCAAAUUGUCGGUCCAACAAGAUCGUAUGCCGAAGCUCUCAUCAAACCUCGAUUUGCUCUUCUUAUUGAAUCCUCCGACCCUAGGCACACAAGUGAAGAUGUUGUCAGUACCAUUAAAGACAAUAUUGACGUGGUGCAACUAGGAGUGGGAGUAAAUAAUGUCAGAAGAGUCAGAAAUCAAAAGGUGGUCAUUACGUGCAAUACAGAAGAGGACCGAAGUAAGUUACAAAGUGCGAUCAAAAAUUCUGCCAAAAAACUCACAGUGUCAAAAUCAUCUACUAAAAACCCACUUAUAAAGUUACUAGGAAUAUCGAACGAUCUCAAUAAUAAAAAAUUAGAGGAAGCACUCGUAAAGCAGAACGUGAAGCUAUUCAAAGAUAUAGAAAAAGAUGAUAUUAAGAUUAAGGUCCUAAGAAGAAUAAAAGGCCGCACAGCAGCAGUUAGUAACAUAGUUAUCGAAGUAAGCCCUUGGGUAUGGAAGGCCCUUAAGGACCAAAAGGUGCAUGUGGGCUACCAAAUAGUCCCAGCUAUAGAUCAGUCACCUAUAGUCCAGUGCUAUCGAUGCAUGGGUUUCGGACAUAGAGCAAACGAGUGUGCAGCUGAUAAAUCAACCUGUGGUUAUUGCGCAGGCGAACAUGACAGCAGACAAUGUCCACGAAAUAACGGAGCACCUUCAUGUGCGAAUUGCAUUAAAAAUAAAGUCAAGGGGGACCAUAGUCACGCAGCAUACAGUGCUGAAUGCUUAGUAUGGCAGAAAUGGGACCGAAUAGCGAGAUCCUUAGUUGCAUACUGCUAA